AUGAGCUAUUGCUCAGUUGACACAAAAUUACGACUGGUGCAAUCAAACAACCCAAAAAGGUCCUUCAAGGUAAAACUUAUCAAUAUCCAUUGGUGGGAAUUGUCAAUAGAUCUCAAGGUGAAGAGUGCCUUCAAGGUAAAACUUAUCGUCUUCAAUAUCCAUUGGUGGGAAUUGUCAAUAGAUCUCAAGGUGAAGAGUGCAAAAGUAUUUUGCUAAAAGUUCUGAUUAUGGGCAUUUGGGAAAUAAAAUGGUUAACAUUUGUAACUCAAUAAAAUCUUUCUGUUAUUUCCAAUUCUUUGGCGUCCAAUCCCGCAAAGCGAGUUUCUUCCCUAG
Molecule: messenger RNA, 333 nt
Organism: Lactuca virosa
Lineage: Eukaryota; Viridiplantae; Streptophyta; Magnoliopsida; Asterales; Asteraceae
Source: the annotation of a GenBank genome assembly